AUGCAGCAGGCUCACGCGGACUCGGUGGAGACCACAACUCCUAGAACACUCCGCGUGUUCGCUCGGUCUAAGACGGCUGCUAGGCGCCAGUACGCAUGCGCAGUAGACUCUAACUCCCAGAAUGCCCCGCGAACGGCUGUGCUGGGGAACUACAACUCCCAGAGUGCUCCGCGACCGACCGCCGCCGCCACCGCCGCCGCCGAGACCAAGAUGGCUGGGAGACUCGCCGCCUUCCUCAAAGAUGCCUGGGCCAAGGAGCCGGUGCUGGUCGUGUCCUUCGCCAUCGCGGGCCUCGCUGUCAUACUGCCCCCCCUGAGCCCCUACACCAAGUACGCUGCCAUGAUCAACCAGGUGACACCCUACAACUACCCAGUGCCCGUCCGAGACAAUGGGAACAUGCCAGAUGUGCCCAGCCAUCCCCAGGACCCCCAGGGUCGGAGCCUGGAGUGGCUGAAGAAUCUGUGAGCGCCUUGCCUCCAUGACACACAAAAGGCGUCUGUGCCAGGAACCCCAAUAAAAAUGUGCAAUAG
This is a messenger RNA of Sorex fumeus (smoky shrew), 530 nucleotides long. It is a transcript of the gene NDUFA3, whose product is annotated as NADH:ubiquinone oxidoreductase subunit A3. The transcript has 5 exons. The coding region runs from base 1 to 465 and encodes 154 amino acids. NCBI's taxonomy places the organism in Eukaryota, Metazoa, Chordata, Mammalia, Eulipotyphla, Soricidae. The record is from RefSeq and is a predicted model, not a curated record. Gene Ontology annotation, cellular component: mitochondrial inner membrane.